CUGCCUUUCGAAAAUAAAUUCGACAAUGCUAUUUGUGUUUGUGUUUUUAUUUGUAAUAAUCCUUUUUUUUUUUUUUGCAUUUUGUUUUCCGUUAGAAAAAAAUUACAAAGUCCUAUACAAAUCGGAAAACGGCAUUUUUUUUUAUCCGUAUCGUUUGCUAGAAGACAUCAUGAAUCACCAGCAAAUCUGAAUACUGUGUUAGGUAAUUAUACUUAUUAAGACUUUGUGUCGAUCGAAUGAUACAUGUAUCAUUCUUUUUGUGGCUAUAUGUAUGUUUGUUUGUUUGUUUUGUGUUCAGAUUGUGUUCUAAUUUGUUGCAGUUCUGCAGUUGUUUCUCUGACACUGAAUGGUGUAUUGUUAUUAUAUUUCAAUUGGGAAUAAUAAUUUAAUCUGACUCAAAAUGUUUUGUUUUACUGUAGAUGUAUUAGCCAGAAAGGAAUUGUCAGUAGGUUUACAUCAGCAUACCAUUCAACAGGACUGUAUCUAGGAGAGAUAACAAAUUACAUACAGUUCCUCCCUCCUCUAAUCCUACGGUAACCGGAGUGAACAUCGUAUGGGAGAGCCACACAUACUAUUUCCUAUGCAGUACAAAUGCUACGAACCCUGCUGCUACUAUUUCGUGGACAUUUGGAGGCGUAAAUGUGACGUCACAGGCCAGUAGUACACAGGAGCCGAAUUUGCAAAAGCCUGGGACUUUUAAUACACACUCCAAUUUGACACUACUCAUACAGAAAAAUGAUGUCGGAAAAGUUCUGACAUGUUUCGUCAAUCAUAUGACGCAACCAGGGUCCUCGUUAUCAACCAACCAUCCACUGACUAUAUACCUUAUCCCAACUGCUUAUGUCGCAGAACAGAACCCAGUGGCAGAGAUAGGUACAUUUCAUGUACUCACCUGUAACGUGGACACUGUCCUGACCGCAACCGUCACGUGGUACAAAACAGGCAGUGCCGGUGAUGUAACUUUACAAAACAACGUUGAGAACUACGUGAUUGGAGACAGGACUUUGAGUUUCAGUCCAGUCAUCCUUGAACAUGAGGGAAGGUACAUGUGCAGUGCGUCUAAUGAUGCUGGAACUUCAGGGAUAAGUCCCCCUGUCAACCUGAUCGUGUAUCAAUUGCCAGGCGUCCCCGCUCUCGUAUUUCCAUCUACAGCGGUGGAGGGGCAGAUAACACGUGUCAACGCUACAUCAUAUGGGGGUUACCCUGCACCAGCUCUGACAUGGGAAAGAAAUGGUGUGGUUGUGGACAACACAUACACAACUGAUGGCAGCAUAACAUACAAUAGCUAUUCCUUCAGUGCAUCCUUAGCCGACAUCAAAGUGCCAUUCAAAGCUAAUGCUACCAACGCCUUUGGAGUGUUAUCAGCGUCCAACGCCUUGGCCGAUGUGUAUGCUCCGGCAUCACCACCUGGAAUAGAAGGAGCCGAUUUAGCAUACGAAGGCACACCAGUCACUUUCCAAUGUUUCUCAGCGAGAGCGAGGCCCGCUCCUGCAUUAUAUUGGCGCUAUGGGGAUACGGACAUGACGUCACAGGCGACACAGUCCACCUUCAACAAUCCAGACCUCGUCACUGUACGUACAACCUCGAACCUCACUUUCAUCCCAGCACCUGGUGACGAGGGGAAGCAGCUGAUAUGUAUUCUACACCAGCCCAAUGCACGUGAUACCAAUUUGUCGAUAGUAUUGAACCUGAAUAGUUACCCAGAUUUAAAACCUCGAGUGAGCCUGGAAUCUACCGCCACUGACGUAAGGAUUGGUACCGACAAGACUCUCCGGUGCCGAACAGUCUCGGUCUUGCCUGCAACAGUCCUGUGGUUUGUGGACAAUUUACAGAUAAGUCCAUCCGCUAACUAUGCCAUGUCUGGAGAAUACCUCACCAUAGUGGACUUCGAUACAUCAGACAAUGGGGCCUACUCGUGUAUAAGCCAAAAUGAUGCUGGCUCGUCCAAUCAAACCGGCCAGUUAGUUUUGACUGCAUAUGCACCUCCUGGUUUACCAACUAUAACACAAAUGCCGACAUCUGUUCCAAACGAAAACGAAAUUGUUUCUUUGACAUGUAACACGAGUAACGGAGUACCUUCCCCAAACAUCACAUGGACUAAGAAUGGCACUACAUUGUUCAACAAUAUCAUUACCACUGCCACAGAGACACUCGUGUCCAGUACUCUAACAUUCGUUGCGAACUACGUCAAUGAUAAGGGAGCUGUAUUUCGCUGUACAACUAUGAACGAAUUCAGAACGCAGUCCACAUCCCUCACAAUUUCCAGUGUCAACGUUCUUCCUACACAAGCGGGCACCACAAUUGUAGGGGAUUCCACAGUAUAUGAAGGGCGUACAAGUUAUUUCUACUGUGAAAAUGGCAGAACACUGCCAACUGCGUCAGUAACUUGGAUUCUUGGACAAGAAAUUCUUGUGGGUCAGACUUCUUAUGUUGACAACUCGGACGGAACAUGGAAGGUGUCUUCUAACCUUACACAUAUAGUACGAUAUUCCGACUCUGGUACCAUGAAUCUAAUCUGCCGUGUAACCCAUACCACAGGGUAUUCCAUCAACAAGACUCUACAACUGUAUGGAUAUUCCAAACCCAGAGUUUCCAUCUCCAAUCCUUCGGUAACCGUGGCGAAAGGCUUAUCGCUAAAGCUUCACUGUGUGGUCGUAUCAGAGCUUGGAGCAAUGGUUACCUGGUACAAAUCAAGCACUGGUGCGAUUCUGACGUCCACUGUUCUUUACACGUUUAAUGGACCCAAUGUUACCAUUAAUUCAGUGGCAGUCGGUGACGAGGGAGGAUAUUAUUGUACGGCCAGAAAUGAUGCUGGAAACUCAACCAAUAGUAACAUUUUUGAUGUCACAGUGUAUGCUCACCCCGUCAAACCAGUAAUUACAGGCUUGGAGAGGUCGGUAACAGAGAACACACUUUUGACGAUAAAUUGUACUUCCGCUGAUGGCUACCCACUUCCGGUUAUCAGAUGGUAUCGUAACGGAAGUCUGAUAUGGACAGCCCCGGCUGGUCUACACAGCUCGUACAGCUUCCAGGUGGCGUUCAGUGAUCGGGAAACUUGGUAUACAUGUACCGCUACCAACUUCUACAACAACGCGACCUCUGACCCAACGAAAAUACCGGAUGUUUAUUUACUUCCAUCCGGGGUAUCACUGAUUGGACCUUCGACAGUGUACCAGACUAAAAUGUCCGUUUUCCUGUGUACGGUUUCUCGAGUGUCCCCAAAUCCAUCAUUCAGAUGGCUUGUUGGAUCAGCCGUCAAAACUUCGUCAUCUAACGUCACAGCGACAACUGGAGGAAAUGUUGCGAUAUCUUCGUACUUUUCACACGUGUUCGAUGUGAGUGACAUGGGAAAGAAUAUCUCGUGUACAGUAACUCAAGUGGAAACUAACACAACAGUGACACGGUCUCAGUCAGUCAUCUUGCAUUUGCUUCCGACUGUACAGAAUAUUGCUAGAAGUGCAAACGUGGAAUUAUAUACCAACCCAACCGUCACAUGUGUCGUUUCGUCCACCGACUCAAAUUUCAGUGUCACAUGGUACAAAAAUGGUGUCGCAAUAGACACGGCUGGAAGUGGAGGAAAAUAUUCAACAACGAAGACUGUUCUGACAAUUACCUCUUUCCAGGAGUCUGAUUCAGGAUUAUACACAUGUAGGGCCUCACAUCAGGGUGGAAGCUCAGGGAUGAGUCUACCCACAAAUUUAACAGGCUUUGAAUACCCGUUCAAACCUGAAAUUACAUCCAAUCACCCCACCAGGAUUGUGGUCGAAGGGGUCACAUUGUUGUUAAAUUGUAGUACAACAGGGGGUGUACCAGUUCCCGCCCUCACCUGGAAACGCGGUACAUCUAACGUGAUCAUUGACGCAACAUCUACGUCAACGGUUGGCGGAUCAGGCACGCUUGUAUUCAAUGAAUAUUCCUCUACUGUAGCAUUCAGUGACAAUAGCUCGGUUUAUGUAUGCGAGGCAAAAAAUCCACAUCUCACAGUGAUAUCGACGUUUAUUCUCCUAGAUGUUUAUGUGACCCCUGCACCGACGGUCAUGCACUCACCAGUCCUUUGGGACGAGUCGAACGCUAUCGCCAGCUUUUACGAGGACCAAACGUACAUAAUAAAUGGUUCUAUACCAAGAUAUAACCCAAAAUCAGCUGUCUUUUACUGGCUAAUCAAUAACAUAAUCCAGACUCCGAAACAUACCGCUGAAAGCGUUACAGAUGAAAUGGUUUUCGCCUAUACAUCAGCUAUUGAAGUUCUGAUGUCAAAAGAUUUGGACGGGGGAAAAGUCACGUUCAUGGUCCAGCACCCGGAGACGACUUCCAGCAAUGUUUCGUUUACUAUCAAGAUUUUGAAUAAACCCAGAGUAUCCUUUCCCCAAACAUCUGGUCAAGUACUACAGAAUGAAAACUUUCCCGUAACAUGUAACGUCUCGUCAAGUCUGGACUACAAUGUCACCUGGAAGAUCAAAGGAAACAAUACCAGGCUUGCAAACUCUGCCAAGUACCUGAUCACUGGAGCUAGAGGACAGACGCUGACUAUAAUCAAUGCAAAUUUCACAGACAGUGUGAACUAUGUUUGCACGGCCAUGAACAGUGCAGGGGAGGCAGUCGAAGCGGCAGAGUUUUACCUCAUUGUGUACAGGGAAGUUGGACAGCCAGUCAUGACCGGCUUUGAUCGGUUUGUAGUACAUGGCACCGCUGUCUCCAUAUUCUGUAAUUCCUCUGGGGGUGCUCCUCCGGCGACAUUAUCGUGGGAAAAGAAUGGGGCUCCCCUGACAGCACCGACGCCAACAUAUGGAAACGACAAUACCAACCCUGUGUCUAGCGUUCUAACUUUCGUGGUUGAUUUCGUGACGGACCAGAAUGCAGUUUUUAAAUGCACAGCAAGCAAUUCCUUUAGCAGUCGCAAUGACCAAAAGAGCUUCCAGGACGUACACAUAUUUUCAAACAGUAUGACCCUCUCUGGAACAGAACCAACAACAAUGACUGCUGGGACACUCUAUACUUUCCAUAGUCACACGUCUGGGAUGUACCCGAUACCCCAAGUCCUCUGGUUUAUAAAUAACAUCCGACAAUACAAUGGCAUCGUGAUUGAAAAUGAGUCUGAAAAAGGAACGUACAGAACUAAUUCCAGCUUCAGCUUCACACCCUCUCGGAACGAUAACGGCCAUCAAGCCGUCUGUGUGUUUGAUCACACUCUCCAGACCGGACGCAGCAUAAAUGCUUCACGUACACUUAAUGUGCAAUCUCCAGAGUAA
Messenger RNA from Pecten maximus, 5249 nucleotides. Its product is annotated as hemicentin-1-like. NCBI's taxonomy places the organism in Eukaryota, Metazoa, Mollusca, Bivalvia, Pectinida, Pectinidae. Bases 774 to 5249 code for a protein of 1491 amino acids. The transcript is spliced from 21 exons. The record is from RefSeq and is a predicted model, not a curated record.